Molecule: messenger RNA, 732 nt
Organism: Magnolia sinica
Lineage: Eukaryota; Viridiplantae; Streptophyta; Magnoliopsida; Magnoliales; Magnoliaceae
Exons: 1
Coding region: 1-732 (243 amino acids)
Source: RefSeq, a predicted model, not a curated record
AUGGAAUCCUUUCAGAUCUACAUGGAACUCCAUGACGCUUCUGAUGCGGUCAUGUGCCGAGCAUUCUCUUUGACUCUGGCCGACGCUACUCGACUAUGGUUUAAACAGUUAAAACCGAGGUCCAUUAGCUCAUUCUUGGAGCUCAGCCAAGCUUUUGUCAUGAACUUCAUCGGAGGAAAGAAGAGACUCAAAGCACUUGCUCAUCUUCUUGACAUAAUCCAGAAAGAAGGCGAACUCUUGAAGGACUACAUCAAGCACUUCAACCUAGAAGCACUACAAGUUCGAAAAUAUUCAGAAGAAACCGCCCUGAACACCAUCAUGAGCGGGCUGAGAGAUAAGCCUUUCCUCUUCUCUCUGGAUAAGAACCCUCCUGCCACUCUGGCCGAAUUUUUGAACAGAUCGCAGAAGUAUACUAACGUUGAGGAAUCCCGGAUAUUGCGGGACGCCGCCCAAAGAAAAAAUCCUCCAGCUAAAGAGCAAAUGAAGGCCAAACCCAGUUCAAUCAAUAAGAAGAGAAAGGAUGAACGAUCUCGAGACAACCGAAAAUCGAACAAACGGCCCAACCAUAAGUUCAAGACUUACAGUCCUCUAACCAAGAUGCCGGAACAAGUCCUAAUGGAGAUCAAGGACAAGCAUCCUCUUCGUUGGCCGGAUAAGUUGAAGUCUAACCCCGACAAAAGAAGCAAAAAAAAAAAUACUGUCUCUUCCAUCAAGAUCAUGGGCAUAAUAUGA